AUGUCGUAACUUCUAAUGGUGUGGUUAAAUGAUGAAGUGCAGUUGAGUAAGAAGGUGACAUCAUUUGAGAAAGAUUUUAAUAAUGGAUAUCUCUUUGGUGAAUUAUUGAGUAAGUUCAAUUAACAACUGAAUUUUGAAGAAUUCUCUAAUAAGUGAUUAUUGUUUUCUAUAUUUAGAGAUAUAAGAGAAGCCAAGAUGAAGAAUUUUACUUUGUUGGAACCAACAUUUAAAACUUUGCAUAUUCCAUUCAAUUUUCAAAUUGCUGAUCAAGUAAUUAAAGGUAAAAAAGGAGUUGCUAUGUAAUUACUUUAUCAAUUACAGAUGGUAUUUAGUGUAUUCAUAAUCAUAGUAAUUGUAAAAAGUAAAUGAUCCUCAUGAUGUUAUGAUGCAUGCAAAAACUGGUAAAUAUAAUGUAAUAUAACCAUUGAUGGUUAUCAGAUAACCAAAAGAAUAAUUUGAUAAAAUGGAAUAAGAGUUUUUUGUAUCUAAACUUAAUGAGAAAAAUAAAGCAUAGAAGGAUGUUAAUUUAGAUAAACAUUUAGGAAAAUUUACAUCUUUUGCAAUUUAAUAAGCAGAAAAAGAACGUAGAUUGAAAAUAAAAGAAGAAACAGAGGAAAGAAAUCUAAAAGAAGAAAUGCGUAAAAUUUAGUUGAAUAAGUUAUAAAGAAAUAUGGCAUUUAUGGAGGAUUGGAAUUAAAAAGGAAUUGAAAAUUGGAAGAAAAAUUAAUAAAUUAGACAUAAAAAUAAAGUAGCUGAUGAAAAAUUCAAAUCUACAAUAUAAAAGGUUACUGAAGAAAGAUUGGUUUAAACAUAAUAAAUGAUGAGAAGUGAAAUGGAAGAUUAAAUUGAAUAAUUUGAUAAUAGAACUACACAAGAACCAGUUUCUUUAGGUUUAAGAAAUAAAAUGAUGAGUGAAUUUUUGAGAAAGGAGAGAGAUAAAAGAAGAAGAAAGAUGAUUGUAGAUUAAGAAAAAUAAACAGAUGAAUUAUAAAGAAGAGAAUAUACUGUUUUAGAAAAACUUAAAUAAUAAAGUAAAUAAGAAAAAGAAAUUAUGUAUGAAAUAUGGAGAGCAUAUUAAUGCAAAGAGGUUAUAUUUGAAAAUAGAUAAUUAAGAGAUGAAAAUUAUAGAAAUAAAUAAGAACUUAAUGUUAUUAAUUAAAAAUUCAAAGAAGAAGAAAUGUUAAGAGCAUUAUAAUAAGAAUUUAAUGAAGAAAUUGAAUUACAAUAAAAAAGAUAAUUAGAAAUUAAUGUUGAAUAUAAAUUAAAAAUUAGAUAAACUAAUUAUGAAAAAUGUAAAUAAUUAGUUGAAAUCCUUUUUGAAAUUGAAGAAUAACUCUAUGAACAUUUAUAAAAUAAUGAUUCUAAUGAAUUUAAUAAAUAAUUUACAAGGGAAAAUCAUCAUCUAUUUAAAUAAGGUAUGGAACUAAUUCCAUAUAAAAGAUUUAGAACUUAUGAUCCUAUAAAAGAGAUGAAAAAAUAAGAAAGUCUUAAUUAUAAACAAAAGAUGUUCCUUGCUAAAAUGGAAAUGUAAGAUUAUUUAGAUGGAAAAGGUGCUUGGGAUAUUUAUUAAGCUUAAAAUAAUUAUACUUUAGGAAAUCUAGUUAGAUAUCUCAUAGAAAGUUAAUUCUAAAAUAAUACACUUCAAAUAUAAGAAUAAACUGAUAUUCCUUAUGUACCUUUUAGAGGAAGUUUAAUUGGAUUCUCAUUUAGUGGCAAAAAAACAAUAAGUGAAUUAUUAGCUAAGAAAUAUGGAAUCCAAUUAUUAUCAAUUGAUGUUAUUAUCAAUGAAUUAUUAGAAUAUAUUAAAAAAUAUGAAUAAGGUGAAGAACAUUCAUAAAUUUGGGAUUAAUAACAAAUUGAAUUAGGAUAAUAAAUAUCAGAUUAUCUUUGUUAAGGAUUAGAAAUACCUGAAGAACUUUAUAUCAAAGCAAUUGUAUAAAAAAUUAAAAGAUUAUUUGAUAAAUAAGAUUUUGAAUAAAUUUAUGAAGAAUAUAAAGCAAAAUAUUAAUCAUUUAAUCCUAGAUAAAACAGAACUAUAGACGAAUUUAAUGAUGAUGGAAUAAAUUGGGAAGAUUUUCAUAGAAAUAAUAUGAUUAAUAAUAAACCAUAUUGUAAAGGAUGGUUAUUAGUUGGAUUUCCACAUAAUUAUGAUUAAGCAAAAUUAUUGGAAAAAUAUUUAACUGGUAUUGAACCUUAAGAUGAACUUACUCCAUUAUAAGCUAGAUUAUAAGAAGCUGCAAGAGUAGUAAAACCAAUUGAUUAUUAAAUUAUACCAAGAAAGAAAUAAGAAAGUGGAGUAGGAGUAUGUGUAUAUUUAGAAAUGCCAUCAAAUGAAUAAUGUUUGAGAAGAGCCAUUGGAAGAAGAUAUGAUAAUCAUAAUCAUUCAUUAUAUCAUUUAGAUUCAAAUACUCCUCCUGUUGAUAAUGCUCCAUUAAUUGAAAGAAUUAAACCAUUAUAUGAAGUAGACAAUUUAUAAUAACUUAUAUCAGAUAAAAAUGCAUAUUUUAUGACAUAGAUAUAAGGAAUUUAAAAUUGGUAUAGUAAUUUUGAAUCUGCUGAUAAUUCAAAUAAUUAAAGUGCAUUUAUAAGUGUAGAUGCCUAGAAUAAUUAUGAAAGAGUGUUUUAUGAUGUUGAUAAAAUAUUUUAAAACUUUCUUUAAAUACAAAUUAAUAAAAUACAAUAGAAAUAUGAUAAAUAAUAAAAUGAUAUAUUGGAAUAAGAGGAAUUAAUAAAAUAAUAAUAAGAAUAAGCUGAAUUAGAUAAAAAAUGUUAAUUUAAAUAGGUUUAAUUAGAUACUAUACCAUAAAAAUAACCAAGUUAAUAAUUUCUACAAUAUUUACAUUCGUUUUGGAAUCAAAUAGAAAGUAAAUAUAUUUCUCUCCAAAAUAUUUUCAAAGGAUUUAGAGAAUAAAGAGAAUUUAUAACAAAUUAUUUAAUGGAUAUUUAAAGAAAGUUUAUAGAUUUAAUUAAUACUCCAGAUGAGAAAUUUUAUCAUGUUAGAAAUUUCUAAGAAUAAUACAAUUAAUUUGUUUAAGAGAAUCCAGAUUUGUGUGAAGAGGAUGUUUGUAAAGAGGAAUUGCACUAAAGAGUAGAUGAUUUAUAUGACUAAUUAAUUGAUAUAAUUGAUUAAAAGAAAGAUGAUUUACAAGUAGAAAAAUAAUAAAUAUAAAACUCAUAAUUCAUUGAAAAUGAAAUUGAACUCUUUUUAUUAUAAGUGAGACAAUUAUUAGCAAUUGAAUUAGAUAGAGCAUAAAAUUCAAUUUAAUUACUCAAUGAUUACUAUGGAACCUUAGAAGCAAUAGAAUUAUAAGAUAUUUAACCUAGUGUUGGAGAAUUAUAAUUAUAAGAUGGAGAUGAUCCUAAUUUAAGAUUAGAUAAACUCAUUGCUGAUACUUUAAGAAUAUUUGCUGGAGAAGAAGAAAUUAUAGAAGAUAAAACAAAAAAGGGAGGUAAACAACCUGCCAAAAAGGAUGAAAAAAAAGGAAAGAAAGGAAAAGAAGAAGAAAUUGUUAAAAAGGAACUUCAAAAUCCAGAUGCUAUCAAUACUAUUAAUCUAGAAAAAUAAAUUUUUAAGGAUAGAGUAGAUGCUAUUAAAAGAUAUGCCUCUUAAUAAAUUAGAACAUAUAGAUAGGCUGGUGAUUAAUUAUAUCUCAAAAUAGAUGAAUGGAUUUAUUAUACCCAUCAAACAGAAAUUAAAGCUUUAGAUGCAAUCUCUGGAUUAUUUAGAGGAUAUAUUGAAAGAGUUGAAAGGAUUUAAAAGGAACUUCAAUUAUAAUUUGUUGAUGUAAUUAUUAGUCAUGAAGUCUUAAACUUUUUAACUCCAAUACCUCCACCAUUGACUGCUAGAGAACCAUUAUCAAAAGAAAGAUAUUCGAUCUCAUAACUCUAUUAUCUGAUAGAAGACCUUAGAGCAAUUACAAGCACUCACUUACUAAUAGAUAUUAAAUAAUUAGCCUUACUUUUAGCUAGAUCUUCUUAUGGAGUCUUAAAAUACUCACCCUCUCAAUGGAUGUAAGCAUUAUAAAUUCUUGAUUAAAAUGGGUAUUUUUUAAAUUAUAUAUUUAGUUAUGUUAAUGUAAGAUAAAUUUGUACAUACUUAAUUCUUCUUUCAUCUCCUACUCCAAAGGAAGAUGAACUAUAAUAAUAUUCCAGCAAAUUGGGUUAAUCUUUAGUAAAUAAGGAUACAUUUGUUAAUACUCCAGCUUGGUUUGAUGAAUACGAGAGGAUUUCAGAAGAAGAAAGUAUAUAUAAUCAUUAUCAAUCAUCUUUUUAGAUACUAAUUACUUUGAUCGUGUAAUUUACAUUAAGGAGUUGCUAUUCUUUGUUCAUAAAGACGAAAAUGAAAUGUUAGCUACUAAAUAAUACAUUGAUAUCCUAAAUGUUGAAGGAGAUAGAUUUGUAGAUUAUUUAUUGCAAAAUAUGUAGCAUUAAUGA
Paramecium pentaurelia is the source of this 4434-nucleotide messenger RNA. The record is from the annotation of a GenBank genome assembly. Lineage: Eukaryota; Ciliophora; Oligohymenophorea; Peniculida; Parameciidae.